AUGACUGCGCUAAUAAGAUGGGUUCCUAACGCUGAGGAGAAGGUUCUUCACGCUGAGGACAAGGAUCUUCCCCCCCGGGUAAAAGGUUCCUCACGCUGGGGAUAGGUUCUUCACCCUGAGGACAAGGUUCUUCACUCUGAGGACAAGAUUCCUCACGCUGAGGACAAGGUUCCUCAGGCUGUGGGCAAGGUUCUUCACGCUGAGGACAAGGUUUCUCACGCUGAAGACAAGGUUCCUCACGCUCAGGACAAGGUUCCUCACGCUGACGAUAAGGUUCCUCACGCUGAUGAUAAGAUUCCUCACGCUGAGGACAAGGUUCUUAACGCUGAGGACAAUGUUCCUUGCGCUGAGGACAAGGUUCCUCACGCUGAGGACAAGUUUCUUUACGCUCAGGACAACAUUCAUCACGCCGAGGACAAGGUUCCUCACGCCGAGAAGAACGUUCCUCGCGCUGAGGACAAGGUUCCUCACGCUGAGAACAAGGUUCCUCAGGCUGAGUACAAGGUUCCUCAAGCUGAGGACAAGGUUCCUCACGCUGAGGAAAAGGUUCUUGCCGCAGAGGACAAGGUUCCUCACGCCGAGGACAAGGUUCCUCACGCUGAGGACAAGGUUCAUCACGCUGACGACCAGCUUCCUCACGCUGAGGAGAAGGUCCUCACGCUGGGCACAAGGUUCCUCACACCGCGGACAACAUUCCUCACGCUGAGGACAAGGCUCUUCACGCCGAGGACAAGGUUCGUGACGCUGAGGACAAGGUUCCUCGCGCCGAGGACAAGGUUCCUCAAGCUGAGGACAAGGUUCCUCACGCUGAGUACAAGGUUCCUCACGCUUUGGACAAGGUUCCUCACGCUGAGGAAGAGGUUCUUGCCGCUGAGGACAAGAUUCCUCACGCCGCGAACAAGGUUCCUCACGCCGAGGACAAGGUUCCUCGCGGCGAGGACAAGGUUCCUCACGCUGAGGACAAGGUUCCUCACGCUGAGAACAAGGUUCUUUACGCUCAGGGCAAGGUUCUUUACGCUGAGGCCAGGGAUCCUCACGCUGAGGACAAGGUUCUUCACGCUGAGGACAAGGUUCCUCAUGCUGAGGACAAGGUUCCUCAUGCUGAGGACAAGGUUCCUCAUGCUGAGGAAGAGCUUCCUCACGCUGACGCCAAGGUUCCUCACGCUGAAGACAAGGUUCUUCACGCUGAGGACAAGGUUCCUCAUGCUGAGGACAAGGUUCUUCAUGCUGAGCACAAGGUUCCUCAACUGAGAACAAGGUUCUUGGCGCCGACGACAAGGUUCCUCACACUUACGACCAGGUUCCUCACCCUGAGGACAAGGUUUUUCACGAUGAAGACAAGGUUCUUCACGAUGAGGACAAGGUUUUUCACGCUGAAGACAAGGUUCUUCACGCUGAAGACAAGUUUCUUCACGAUGAGGACAAGGUUCUUCACGCUGAGAACAGUUUUGUACCCGGUGAGGACAAGGUGGCUCACGCUGGGGACAAGGUUCUUCACGUUGAGGACAAGGUUCUUCACGUGGAGGACAAGGUUUCUCACGCUGAGAAAAAGGUUCUUCACGCUGAGGACAAGGUUCUUUCCGCCUAG
This is a messenger RNA of Paramuricea clavata, 1588 nucleotides long. The record is from the annotation of a GenBank genome assembly. Lineage: Eukaryota; Metazoa; Cnidaria; Anthozoa; Malacalcyonacea; Plexauridae.